This is a messenger RNA of Lagenorhynchus albirostris (white-beaked dolphin), 3601 nucleotides long. RefSeq names its product leucine rich repeat and Ig domain containing 1 (gene LINGO1). NCBI's taxonomy places the organism in Eukaryota, Metazoa, Chordata, Mammalia, Artiodactyla, Delphinidae. The transcript is spliced from 3 exons. The coding region runs from base 767 to 2611 and encodes 614 amino acids. Gene Ontology annotation, molecular function: protein binding. The record is from RefSeq and is a predicted model, not a curated record. Gene Ontology annotation, cellular component: extracellular matrix.
UCCCCACCCGCGCCGCUCCGGCUCCUCUCCCGACGCGGGGCUCCGAGCAGCAUGCGCGGCCGCUGCCCGCCGGCCUCAGCCCUGGCCCCGGCCCCGCUGCGGAGCGCGCCCGGCCUCGACCCCGGCCCCAGUGGCAGAGGCGGCGGCGGCGGCGGCUCCAGGCUGGCCCGGGGCACAGAACGAGGCUCGUAGAGCCCGCGUCGCCAGUCCUGAGCGCACCCGCCCCUCCGCCCGCCGGGGCCCCGGCCUCCCGCCUCCCCACUCCCCGGCCCUUGCCCCGGCCCCGGCUCCGGCUUGGCUCCUGCCCGCGUGGGGCAGACAGACGGACGGCUAGCCCCGCGAGGGCGAGCGGACUGCCGGGCGGAGGUGUCGGACAAGGAGGAGGAGACGAAGGAGGGGGCUGGGCAGGGGCUGGGCAGGGGCUGGGGCCCUGGCGGGGGAGACAUGCGAUUGGUGACCGAGCGGAGCGGACGGACAGCGCGCCCGAAAUGCAGAGAACCGGCUCGUGGCUCCAGGAGCGGGUGGGGGCCCGGCCAGCAUGCUUCCUCUGUCUGGCCCAGCACAGGGUUGCAGAUGCAGUUGGGGGGCUGGCCAUGUCAACUCCCUUUACUGGGGUGCAAGAUGGGAGUAUCUCAGAGCUAAGAGGGGCCGCUGAGGUGUGGACCCAGCAGAGGAGUCUUCCUGCAGUGUCCCUGAUCCACGGUCUCUGCUUGCAUACCUCUCAUGACAGCCUGCUCACUCAUUAUCUACCAAGGUGAGCGAGAGGAUGCUGGCGGGGGGCGUGAGGAGCAUGCCCAGCCCCCUCCUGGCCUGCUGGCAGCCCAUCCUCCUGCUGGUGCUGGGCUCGGUGCUGUCAGGCUCAGCCACAGGCUGCCCGCCCCGCUGCGAGUGCUCCGCCCAGGACCGCGCAGUGCUCUGCCACCGCAAGCGCUUUGUGGCGGUGCCUGAGGGCAUCCCCACUGAGACCCGCCUGCUGGACCUGGGCAAGAACCGCAUCAAAACGCUCAACCAGGACGAGUUUGCCAGCUUCCCGCACCUGGAGGAGCUGGAGCUCAAUGAGAACAUCGUGAGCGCCGUGGAGCCUGGUGCCUUCAACAACCUCUUCAACCUCCGGACGCUGGGGCUCCGCAGCAACCGCCUGAAGCUCAUCCCCCUGGGCGUCUUCACCGGCCUCAGUAACCUGACCAAGCUGGACAUCAGCGAGAACAAGAUCGUCAUCCUGCUGGACUACAUGUUCCAGGACCUGUACAACCUCAAGUCACUGGAAGUCGGCGACAACGACCUCGUCUACAUCUCCCACCGAGCCUUCAGCGGCCUCAACAGCCUGGAGCAGCUGACGCUGGAGAAAUGCAACCUGACCUCCAUCCCCACCGAGGCGCUGUCCCACCUGCACGGUCUCAUUGUCCUGCGGCUCCGGCACCUCAACAUCAAUGCCAUCCGGGACUAUUCCUUCAAGAGGUUGUACCGGCUCAAGGUCUUGGAGAUCUCUCACUGGCCCUACUUGGACACCAUGACUCCCAACUGUCUCUACGGCCUCAACCUGACGUCCCUGUCUAUCACGCACUGCAACCUGACUGCUGUGCCCUACCUGGCGGUGCGCCACCUGGUCUAUCUCCGCUUCCUCAACCUCUCCUACAACCCCAUCAACACCAUUGAGGGCUCCAUGUUGCAUGAGCUGCUAAGGCUGCAGGAGAUCCAGCUGGUGGGUGGGCAGCUGGCCGUGGUGGAGCCCUAUGCCUUCCGCGGCCUCAACUACCUGCGCGUGCUCAAUGUCUCCGGCAACCAGCUGACCACACUGGAGGAGUCGGCCUUCCACUCGGUGGGCAACCUGGAGACGCUCAUCCUGGACUCCAACCCACUGGCCUGCGACUGCCGGCUCCUGUGGGUGUUCCGGCGCCGCUGGCGGCUCAACUUCAACCGGCAGCAGCCCACGUGUGCCACGCCCGAGUUCGUCCAGGGCAAGGAGUUCAAGGACUUCCCUGAUGUGCUCCUGCCCAACUACUUCACCUGCCGCCGUGCCCGCAUCCGGGACCGCAAGGCCCAGCAGGUGUUUGUAGAUGAGGGCCACACAGUGCAGUUCGUGUGCCGGGCAGAUGGCGACCCGCCGCCCGCCAUCCUCUGGCUCUCGCCCCGCAAGCACCUGGUCUCGGCCAAGAGCAACGGGCGGCUCACGGUCUUCCCCGAUGGCACGCUGGAGGUGCGCUACGCCCAGGUACAGGACAACGGCACUUACCUGUGCAUCGCGGCCAACGCGGGCGGCAACGAUUCCAUGCCUGCCCACCUGCACGUGCGCAGCUACUCGCCCGACUGGCCCCAUCAGCCCAACAAGACCUUCGCCUUCAUCUCCAACCAGCCGGGCGAGGGAGAGGCCAACAGCACCCGCGCCACCGUGCCUUUCCCCUUCGACAUCAAGACCCUCAUCAUCGCCACCACCAUGGGCUUUAUCUCUUUCUUGGGUGUCGUCCUCUUCUGUCUGGUGCUGCUGUUUCUCUGGAGCCGGGGCAAGGGCAACACCAAGCACAACAUCGAGAUUGAGUAUGUGCCCCGCAAGUCGGACGCAGGCAUCAGCUCCGCCGACGCACCUCGCAAGUUCAAUAUGAAGAUGAUAUGAGGCCGGGGCGGGGGGCGGGGACCCUGGGGCGUGCCGGGCAGGGGAAGGGACCUGGCCGCCAUCCGCUCGCUCUCCAGUCCUUCCCACCUCCUCCCAGCCCCUCCACACACACUCUUUUUCUCCCUCCCACGCCGUCCCCUGCUGCCCCCGCUGGCCCUCACCGCCUGCCCUCUUUCUACCAGGACCUCAGAAGUCCAGGUCUGGGGACCCCACCUGCACAGGGGCACACGUUGACAGACUGGAGUCGGAAGCUGACACGGCACAGUCAAUAAUUCAAUAAAAAGGUUACGAACUUCCUCUGUAACUUGGGUUUCAGUAAUUAUGGAUUUUUAUGAAAACUUGAAAUAAUAAAAAGAGAAAAAAAAAACUAUUUCCUAUAGCUAGUCGGAAUGCAAACUUUUGACGUCCUGAUUGCUCCAGGGCCCUCUUCCAACUCAGUUUCUUGUUUUUCUCUUCCUCCUCUUCCUCCUUUCUCUUCUCUUCCCCUGUGGGGAGGGAUCACUCAGGAAAACAGGGAAGGAGGUUCCAGCCCCACUUGCCUGCCCACCCGGCCAGGGCAGUCGCCAGGAGCAGGUUUGGUGGUGGGUCUGGGCCCAGCUCUGGGCUGGCUGUUUGCAGAGAGCGGGUGGAGGGGACAGGGCUGCCCAAUGGGGAUGAGGGCCUGUCUGCUGAGCUGCCAGGCAGCGCUACUGCCAGGGGACGGGGCCUGGCUUGGGUGUGGCUGAGACUGGACAGGGGCUGGGGUCCUCCUGGAGGACAGCAGUCAGUGGAGAGAGCCAGGGGCCGAGGCCUAACUCUGGUCCCAGCUUUGCUGCUGACUUGCUGUGUGGCCUCGAACAGGUCAUCGAGCCUCUCUGGGCCUCAGUCUCCACAUCUGUAUAAACGGAAACGCUACUCCCCGCCCUGCCUACCUCACAGGGCUGUUGUGAGGAAUUGAUGAGAUGAUGUAUGUGAAACACUUUGUAACCUGUAAAGUGCUGUGCACAUGUG